GACGCCCGAGUGCUCGUCUUCACGCCUCGUGUCUGCGCUGCGCUCCACAGGCGACUAGAGAAAGGCGUGGACCACCUGACCAACGCCAUCGCCGUGUGCGGUCAGCCGCAGCAGCUGCUGCAGGUGCUGCAGCAGACUCUGCCUCCGCCCGUCUUCCAGAUGCUGCUCACCAAGCUGCCCAGCAUCAGCCAGCGGAUCGUGAGCGCCCAGAGUCUGAGCGAGGACGACAUGAGGACCAGGAGGAGACCGCCCCCGAGCCCUCCUCCUCCUCCUCUUCCUCACGUGGACCCUCCGUGACGACCUCGCCAACGCCUCGGCCUCCAUCACGCCGGCCGACGUCCAUCACUUCCGGUGUGCGGUAUUAACUGGUUUUUGAAUUAACUGGUUUUGGUACGCGUGCAUGAGGCAGAUGUGCCGUAGGAGUGGCCUCGAGUUGCCUCUCAGGACCCGUCUGACUAACUAGGAAAUGCACAUUUCCAUCGCUUAGCCUCUCUGUCACGUUCUUUUUAUGUAACGCUAAUGUUUUAAAGACUGUUACCUGUUGUUUUGUUACGAUAAGGACACACAUAACUACACACAGGAGUGAGCGUGUCUUUUGACACAUGACGGGUGAGCAGCUUGCUCCAGCCUUCAUUUAGGAUUUCGACGGCAUUAACGAAACGUUUUCCACCUUCAUGACGAACAUAUCACUUGUUCACUGGCGAUACAAACAAUUAAAAAAUGGAUUAAGAUUAACGCCAAGAAUCGAACCUGCGAUCAUCUGCGACCACAGGGCCUCCUAACUUGCAUCCCAACUACCAUUGAGCUAUAGAGGAAUAUGGGUUGAUUACAGUCAGUUUAAGUUUUAGAUGAAUAGAUAAAUCACUCAUAGUGAUAAUCAGUAACUGCGUUUCCUAUUGUCGCAUCAACUUUAAUGCACAAAGCGGCUGUUGCCUAUGCAAUCACGUAUUUGAGUUAGGUGGGUCUAUGAUGUUAGAAGAAAAGGCAGUCGGUGUUAGAAUAUAUUAUAUAAAUAUUAAUGUCUUCCAAAGUUACUAUAUUACUUACUUAAUUUGCUCAAAGUCAGUUUUUGUUAUUGCAAAGUACAUUGUAAUGUAAAUCGGGUUAUCGGGUGAAAUACCUAUAGCUCAAUGGUAGUUCACAAGCAACGAACAGAACAGCAGGUGCACAAGUCGGCUGUUCGAUUCUUUGAGAAAUCCGUGUUUAUAUUAUUUUUGUAUUGUCGGUUUAGAUAUUUUUUUAUCACCAGUGAACAAGUGAUAUGAUCGUCAUGAAGGUGGAAAACGUUUCGUUAAUGCCGUCGAAAUCCUAAAUGAAGGCUGGAGCAAGCUGCUCCCCCGUCAUGUGUCAAAAGACACGCUCACUCCUGUGUGUAGUUAUGUGUGUCCUUAUCGUAACAAAACAACAGGUAAGUCAUGUUUAAUCUGGACAGUGAGUGCUGCACAGGGUAGAGUAUAGUUACGAGGAUAUAUGUUGAUCCGUAGUCUCGAAUAUAAAACAUAAGAGAUGUGAAGACAGCACAAAGUCUUGUUGUGGUAUCACAACUUAAUCUGAGUCGAUCACAGUUUCCCAGCUGACAGCGGUGGGCGAGCUGGGUGUAAACAACGGGCUACAUGCUUCAUUACACACUGUAUGAAGAGUAAACUGGUCUCACAUCGACUUGACGUCAGAUAACGACGUAUAACAUAAAUAUCAGACUGACAACAAGAGCAUUUUGUCAAGUAUUUAUUGAAGUUAGUCGUAUAUUGAACAGGCACCAGCAGAGUCACCUACUUUGUCCUCGCUCCGUGUCCUCGGCGUCUCAACUACAGCCUCCCGAACAGGUAUCACAUUUUACAGCAAAGUCAUCCGUGUUUAGUCUUUAAAACAUUAGCGUUACAUAAAAAGAACGUGACAGAGAGGCUAAGCGAUGGAAAUGUGCAUUUCCUAGUUAGUCAGACGGGUCCUGAGAGGCAACUCGAGGCCACUCCUACGGCACAUCUGCCUCAUGCACGCGUACCAAAACCAGUUAAUUCAAAAACCAGUUAAUACCGCACACCGGAAGUGGAAUUUAGGUUUUUUUAUUCCUGGUUUAUCCAUGACAGUCGUGUGUGUUUGUCUUUUAACUUAAAUGACCCGUUUUGGGGUAUGAAGAGUAUCUGGAUCAUAACAGCCCCCCCCCCCCUCCCGUCCCGACAGCAUCGUGUACCAGGGUUACUCCGUCCUCGCGGUUCCUUUAUCAGUCGUGGAACGUUCCAGAAACGGGAAUCUUCUCUCCGCAAAGUAUUUAUUGUUUCAAUUAGUUUGUUAUCGGUCUUCUGUUCGUUCUCGACUCGCAAACACUUUGUAAAAAAAGUGCUGAAAUGUUUUGUUUAGUCAUUUUGAGAGGACGACGCUCUGUAGGAAAAUAAAACAAUGUGGACAGAC
Messenger RNA from Pseudoliparis swirei, 2406 nucleotides. Its product is annotated as mitochondrial import receptor subunit TOM20 homolog. The annotation marks the transcript as partial. The record is from RefSeq and is a predicted model, not a curated record. Gene Ontology annotation, biological process: protein import into mitochondrial matrix; tRNA import into mitochondrion; protein targeting. Gene Ontology annotation, molecular function: transmembrane protein transporter activity. Gene Ontology annotation, cellular component: mitochondrial outer membrane translocase complex; mitochondrial outer membrane. The transcript is spliced from 2 exons. Lineage: Eukaryota; Metazoa; Chordata; Actinopteri; Perciformes; Liparidae.